AUGGGUUUUCCACCAUGUCAACUAGGUAGCGACAAUGACAAACGAGAGGCAGGGAUUGAAUCUCUAUCUGAAGCCAAGCAAAUCAGUUUUAGCAUCAAUCUUAUUCAUCGUGAUUCGCAACUAUCCCCCCUUUAUAACCAAUCUCUCACUCCGAUUGAGCACUUGAGAAAAGCCGUUAUGCGUUCCUUCAGUCGAGUCAACCUCUUCUAUCAAUAUUUGCGUACAAGCGAAAAAGAAAUUUCCUCUGUGAUGAUUCCAAAUGAAGGUGAUUAUCUCAUGAAAUUAUAUAUUGGUACCCCACCGUCUAAAUUCAUUGCUAUUGCAGACACAGGAAGUAACCUUAUGUGGAUAAGAUGCCAUCCUUAUGCAAAAAAAUUCCGUCCACAUACAUCAAUCUUUGAUCCAAAAACAUCCUCAUCCUACAGAGAAAUUGAUUACGACACAAUUUUUUGCAAGGAUCUCGACAUAAAGGAGCGUGGGGGCUCAAACGAGUGCAAGUACUCUUAUAGGUACGGAGAAGGAUCAUAUACUAAUGGAAUUCUGAGCAGUGAGACCUUCACUGUAAAUACAACAAGUGGUGGAUCAAUUUCUUUCCUUGAAUCAAUAUUCGGAUGUAGUAAAAUAUAUCAUGGAUUUGAUAGUAAUUUACAAGGUAUUGUUGGCCUUGGACCUGGGCCAUUGUCAUUGGUUUCUCAACUUGGGAUUGAAAUUGAGCACAAAUUCUCCUAUUGCUUGCUUCGCUGGAAUGAGACCACUUCUAGUAGUAAGCUUAGAUUCGGAUCAGAAGCAAAGAUCUCUACGGAUGGAGUAGUUUCAACUAAACUUGUACCCAUGAAUCAUCCCCAUUUCUAUCACCUUACUCUUGAAGGUGUCAGCAUUAGAAAUAACAGAACAAAGACACAUGAAAGUCUGGGUAAUAUCAUAAUAGAUUCUGGAACGACCUUUACAAUGUUGCCAUCAAACAUGUACAAUGAUUUGGAAGUUAUUGUUAAAAUGGUAAUUGGGAUGAGUCCAGUAUCAGAUCCGAGUGAACAAUUCAACUUGUGCUUUGAAGAGGAAUCCAUGGAAAAUAUCAGUCUCCCAGAUAUGGUGUUCCAUUUUACAGGGGCAGACCUCCGUUUACAACCUAUAAACACAUUUACAAGUGAUUAUAAUGGGUUGGUUUGUAUGAUGAUCUUCCCGAAUAAUGAUCUUCCAAUUUUUGGGAACGUAGCGCAAGUAAACUUUCAGGUGGAAUAUGACCUUAAAGAAAAACAAGUCUCAUUUGCUCCAACAGACUGCACCAAAUUUUGA
Messenger RNA from Tripterygium wilfordii, 1293 nucleotides. Its product is annotated as probable aspartic protease At2g35615. Gene Ontology annotation, cellular component: extracellular region. The transcript has 3 exons. Gene Ontology annotation, biological process: proteolysis. NCBI's taxonomy places the organism in Eukaryota, Viridiplantae, Streptophyta, Magnoliopsida, Celastrales, Celastraceae. Gene Ontology annotation, molecular function: aspartic-type endopeptidase activity. The record is from RefSeq and is a predicted model, not a curated record. The coding region runs from base 1 to 1293 and encodes 430 amino acids.